This is a messenger RNA of Nymphaea colorata (pocket water lily), 1384 nucleotides long. Its product is annotated as protein SRG1-like. The transcript has 4 exons. The record is from RefSeq and is a predicted model, not a curated record. NCBI's taxonomy places the organism in Eukaryota, Viridiplantae, Streptophyta, Magnoliopsida, Nymphaeales, Nymphaeaceae. Bases 71 to 1138 code for a protein of 355 amino acids.
AAAGCAGCUCAAAAUCCGAAUUGGUGUUGGCUUUCUCAUCUCUUUCUUUUUUCUCUGAGAACCAAGAGUCAUGGAGAGCUUAGGUUCUUCCUUACCGGUUCCAAACGUUCAAGAACUAGCGAAGGAAAACAUUUCCGCCGUUCCGGACAGAUACAUCCGCCCUGACCGAGAAGCAGCCAUUGUUAGCGGCAGCGAUGGGAUCCCAAACAUUCCCGUCAUUGAUUUUCAGUCCCUGUUUGAUGGGGAGUCUGCUCCGGCAGAGAGGGAGAGGCUUCACCGUGCUUGCAAGGAAUGGGGCUUGUUCCAGUUAAUAAACCAUGAAGUGAACACUGAAAUAGUUGACAAAAUGAAGGAAGAGACACAGGGAUUCUUUGCUAGUCCAUUUGAGGAGAAGAAAAGUCUUUCACAGGUCCCUGGUGAGAUUGAAGGCUAUGGACAAGCAUUUGUGGUAUCAAAUGAUCAAAAGCUUGAUUGGGCAGACAUGUUCUAUUUGGUAACUCAUCCAGUAUCUUUAAGAAAGCCACACAUAUGGCAAAUGCUCUCCACAUCAUUCAGGAGUGCUAUAGAGAAUUAUGCAAUUGAGACUCAGAAGCUCGUGAUAAAGAUAUUAGAGCUUAUGGCUAACAAUUUAGGGAUGAAGAAGGAAGAACUCCAUGAGAGUUUUGAAGAUGGCAUGCAAGCGAUGAGAAUGAACUAUUAUCCACCAUGUCCUCAACCAGAAUUGGUCAUAGGCCUUUCUCCACAUUCUGAUGGUAUAGGUCUUACACUGUUGCUUCAACUAAGUGAUGUGCAGGGGCUGCAAGUAAAAAAGGAUGGAGAAUGGAUUCCGGUUUCACUACUACAAAAUGCAUUUGUAGUUAAUAUUGGAGACAUUAUGGAGAUUAUAAGCAAUGGUGUAUAUUGUAGUGUCGAACACAGGGCUGUUGUCAGUCAUGAUGCAGAAAGAAUGUCCAUUGCUACCUUCUUCAGUCCUAAUAUGAACGUGGAGUUUGGUCCUGCACCAAGCCUCAUAACCCCUGAAACUCCUCCACUGUUUAAAAGAGUUGGGACAGCUGAAUUUUUCAAAAAUCUUUUUACACGUAAAUUGCAGGGGAGAGCAUAUAUAGAUGAUCUGCGGAUUGAGAAGAGAAAUGAAUGAAGCAAAGAAUGGAUGUCCUAAGUGAAACUUCAUGCCAAAGUGUUAACUUUGUUUAAGUGAUUAAUAUGUCAUAUGUCACAAAAAUAAAAUGUUGGAUGUGUAGCUUGUACGUCCACUUUGGACUUUUAGUAUAUGAGAAUAUAUGUGCACGUGAUCCAAAAUGAUACUAGCAUUUCUUGUGGUCAGUGUUUGGUGGGACAAUAUACUCCAUGCUAUAUUUGUAAACAACAUAUUAUUUGAGCUUAA